UUGGUAUUCCUUAUCCUUUCAGAGCGAUAUUUUCAGCUGACACCACGAUCAAUAUCCGAUCUGUCAACAUUCAUCAACGAGGUUCGAGAAGGAUACGUGGAUCUUUCCACUGAUUCCCAUCAUGUCAUUCAACUGAUCGAGAAGAGAAUCCCUCAACUCGGUGAGAAUAUAAAUUCUGCUCUAAGUAUGCUGUUAGCGACGAUCGGUAAAAUGCGACCGGCCACCAAGGCAGCUUUCCAUCAAUACUGGAUGAUGUUCUUCGAGUCUAUUUCGGUACCAGCGACGGUACGCUCUACGUUCUUGGCCGCCUUUUACGCUGAACUUAUGAAGUCGUACAAAGCCGCCGACAUUGCAACGCAGAAGGAGAUCAAAGAACUUUCUCCUGAAACGCAUCGACUUCUGAGAAGCGACUUUGCUAAAACGUUCGCCAAAGCAGCCGAAGCAUUUGCUUCAAAGGAUUUCGAGAGAGAGCCUCUGCACGACUAUCAAGACUCUUUUUGA
Cooperia oncophora is the source of this 501-nucleotide messenger RNA. The record is from the annotation of a GenBank genome assembly. Lineage: Eukaryota; Metazoa; Nematoda; Chromadorea; Rhabditida; Trichostrongylidae.